GCGCUAUUUACAGUAGACCCAGGCGAUAAACCCCAUCUUUUCUGGCAGCGGCUCAGUGCCUUAAUUUAAAUAAAACAAACGGUUCGCAAGCAUUUGCGGUUUGUCGCUUAAGAAAGAGAAGACGCGCGCUGACAGUUUGGCACCUGGCAGAACUGCCUGCCACCUGCACACACAAAAUAAGCACACACGCGGCGACGGGCCAAUCCUUUGGACAUGACUUGUCUUUUCUCUCCCGUUUUUGCCUGUACUUCUCCUCGCCUCGCAUAUUCUCUCGCAAGCCGGCUGCUCGUCGUCCCACAAUAGUCUAUUGCGGUCUGGGCCUCUCUAGCCUCAAGUGCCGCUGGGCUCUCUGAAUCCGCGCCUCCGCCUGCUACUCACCACCACAGUACCGCACUGGCCAGUGGUAGGUCAAGCUCGACUCGUCUGCUUAUCCGCUUGUCUUGCAACACCUUCCAAGAAGAGACAGCAAGCGUCGCAGCGCGCAAAUGCCCCGCGAGUUCCGCGUCUCACUCGUCGAUGGCGACAUGGCCCAGAGCAGGGUGUUGUUGUCGCGGACAUGAGACUAUUGGCUGUGAAAUGCGCUUUGCUUUUUGCCUUGAGAGCCACGCCGGCACAACAACCGGCCGCCGGUUGUUGAAGUAUUCCGGACGCUCAGUAUUAUAUUCUUGCCUCUCUUGACCGAUGCUAUCCAGUGCAGCUAGUCGUUGAGAGAUUUAGCUGAGUUUGUUGACAAAAGAAUACAGGGUCCAAAUUUAUCCGUAAGGGUUGGAAAGCCAAAAAGUCUGUUUUGGAACGGGAACCUGACACUGUUUCGGGAUCGCCUGCGUUAGCCGCAGCCACUUCUGUAAUGGCAACGGCCGCGAUCAUGCAGCGUUGUGGUGGCAGAUUUGCCUAAUUGGCCGUCAACUGGAGUGUGUCCAACCAACCAGCACUGACUUCACGGUGUCGCCGGUUAGCGCACAUUAGCCAGUUAAAUCGGGUAACAGCAGACGGCCGAUUUGGCGGUCAGAAACGGUGUGCGCAGAGCAUGGCGGGGGUGGUUAACGCUUGUUUAGGACAAAGCGCGAGCUGAAUAUUAUCGCAUGGAAAGGAGGGGACAUAGCAAGAUACCAGACGACGAGAAGCGAUAGAAAGGUAAAAGGCGAUAUAGCAAACAACGGUCUUGCAGGAGUCCUUUGUCAGUAAUGUGGGCUAGCGUUGGUAGUGGUUGAUUUUAGCUUUCUCUUGGCAUGUUUUGUUUGUUGCGCGCGCACGCUGGCCCCCGGAGACUGACGGGUCAGCGACGGUGCAAGCCCGAUGGAUAUGAAGCCAUCCACCGUGUGGCGUACUUGCAAUGCGCGCCAAACCUGAGCUUUGGGAGGGGGCAGUCUGGGUAUAGUGGCGAGAGCGUCACGGAAAUAAGAAAUCCCUUUUCAGCCGCGGUUCGGGUCAACAUAUGGGUGAGGGAUUCUCGCGCCACCCGCUCUCUCAACAACACACUUGAGGAAACUCUAAACACCAAACACCACGCACAAAGCGAAGUUUUUUGUUCGUUGGCUUAUCGCCGACCACGGCCACGGUAUUGUGUAUAGAGUGGUGCAGCAUAAAUUAAAGAGGCGUCAGACCUACAUGCCUGCAGCGCAGCUCCCGAGCUUACGGGUGCAACCUGCGCCAAGGCUGCACGUCACGACAAUAUCGUUCAGUGAUGUUGUUCUGGUCGGUUUACAGCAGCCCUUCUGAAUCCACUCAAUUCGUUUAUUGAAAUAUUCCACGUUCAAUGAACCCUGCAGCCUACUUUUAAGCGUAAGUUACCGAAUUUCCGAACAUUGACAGCUGCAUCCUCAUCGACAGUAUGCACAAGUGUGGGCCACACAGCACGAGUUCGCCACGACUUCAGCAUAUAAGACUAAUACCCUCGAAAUUGUCACAAGUUCGUUGUUUAAAUGAGUCGCCCACAGGCUAUCCCUGAAGAACUCCUGUCAUCCACUUCUUAUCCACCUGAUGCAGCCUCGUUUUCUGUUCGGACUGUUCCAAUGGAUCUGAUAACUGGCACCACUGGUGAAAAAAAUUAUCUGAUCAUCAGAUAAGAUGCGCUAUUGGGCCACCGCCGACCCUGCGCCAAGACAACCUAGCCUGCCUCGUUCUAACGCAAGGGUGUCAUGCCGACCCAGUUCUUUCAGAGAUAAUUUACCAGCUACCUUGCUUUCAGUGCCAGUUUAGCUGCUUCUGCUUGUAUCUUUUUUCGCCCGAAUGCCCGCUCGCUGUUCGCCGCACGGCGCUGUUUUCUCCGCACCCACCUUUCAUGCGUUUAGGUUGCUCCAUUCUACUAGCCGAGGACCACUGUGUGUAAUUGCAGACAUGGGUAUUACCGGAAACUGUCCAGCUAAUGGCAGCAUGCAUGCGUUGACGAGUAGAGCCUUGCAUGCCCGCUCCCACUUCUAGAGAAUGCUCCUUGGCGUAUAAAGAAGGCACGUCGCCACGUGCAGAAUAACCUCUUUUGGUUCUGCACACCAUCAUUAUCCAACCUUGUCGCCUGCUUCACAGAGCGCUCAGACGCCUUCUAGUGCAAGAUGGGGCUCCUAUCUCGUUUCGACUCGUCCAAGCGGGCGGACAACACUGUGACAGAGACCGUGACUCCUGUCGUUAACGAAAAACGCAGCUCUGGUGAGCAGGACAUCAAGCCAACCUCCAACCCCGAUGCUAUUUCCUUUGGAAAGAAGCAGACUGGUGUUAAAAAGGUUGAGGCCAUCACCAAAGUCUGGACGAAAUGGCAUCUGGUUGCCGCCUACUCCAUUAUUUGGUUGAUUUACUUCAUCACCUCCAUUGAGGAAAGUGUUGUCCGUACGCUUCUGCCAGACAUCACGAGUACCUUCUCAAAGCAUUCACUCUCGGCCGCCGUCACCAUCGUGUCCAGCAUCAUCGGCGGUCUAACCAAGUUACCUUUGGCCAAAAUCCUUGACACAUGGGGCCGACCACAGGGUCUUACUCUCAUGCUGGCUAUCUGGGUGAUUGGUUUUAUCAUCACCGCUGCUGCUCCAAACAUUGAGACAUACGCCGCUGCCAACGUCUUCAGUUCUGUUGGUGCCCAGGGCGUCAGCUACUGUAUCACCAUCUUCAUCGCUGAUACAUCUACUCUGCGCAACCGUGCCCUGAUGCUCGCCUUUGCUACGUCCCCUUACAUCAUUACUACCUAUGUGGGCGGCCAUGUUGCGACAUCCGUCUCUAAUGGUCCAGGAUGGCGCUGGGGAUAUGGCAUCUGGGCUAUCGUCUGCCCUAUCAUUGUCCUUCCGCUCUCUGGCCUUUUCAUUUGGAACAAUCAGAAAGCAAAGAAGCAGGGUCUCCUUGAUACAACAAAGACUCCGCUCACCUGGAAGAGAGUCUAUGACUACCUAGUUGAGAUUGACAUUGUUGGUCUCCUGCUGCUGGCUUUGGGUUGGACCCUUUUCCUGCUGCCCUUCUCAAUGUGGUCUUUCCAGGCGGACAAAUGGCGUGCCCCCAUCAUCAUCUGCUUUUUGGUAUUUGGUGUACUAUUCCUCGUUUCGUUCAUCAUUUGGGAGCGUUACUUUGCACCAGUCACUUUCAUUCCAUACAAGCUGCUCAUGGACCGCACUGUCUUCUUUGGCGGCAUCAUGUUCAUUUUUAACUUCGCGGCAGGUGCCAUUUGGAGAGGGUUUUUCACCUCCAUGCUUUACGUCGUAUGGAACCUCAGCAAAGCUGAAGUUGGAUACAUUGGUGGUAUUUACCGAGUUGGAUCUUGUUUCGCGGCGAUUCCUAUUGGUCUCAUCAUCCGCCGCUCUGGCCGAUUUAAAUGGGCUGCUACCUUCUAUGCCCUGCCACUUAUGAUUCUCGGUGUAGGCUUAAUGAUUCAUUUCCGCCAGGCGUCUCAGUCCAUUGGCUUCAUCAUCAUGACACAGAUCUUUGUUGCCCUCGCCGGUGGUCCCGUCGUUAUUGCAGGCGAAAUGGCUAUGAUGGCGCCCUCCGAUCACCAGCACGUAGCUGUCAUCAUGGCCAUUCUAGAUCUGUUCUGCAGUAUUGGUUCCGCCAUUGGCAGCGCUAUCUCCAGUGCAAUCUGGACAGGCACAUUCUACAGAGAGCUGUCUGUUCGCCUCCCUGCCGGUGCCCCAAUUGACAAAAUCUACGCCAAUAUCAACUGGCAGACCAAGUUUGCACCUGGUUCUAUUGAGCGUAUUGCCAUUCAGAACGCAUAUGGUGCUUCUCAACGUUACAUGCUCAUUCCAAGUGUCUGUCUUCUUUUCUGCGCUUGGCUUUGUGCCUGGGUUUGGCGCGAUCUCGAUCUUGAGAAGAACGACCAAGUUGAAGGCGUUGUCGUUUAAGCAGCCGCCUCCGCUCUUGGGCUAUUCUCCUCACGACGGUAUGAUUUAUAUAAUCUGAAUAAAAUGACACCCAUCUCUAUCAUCAGUAUCUCUCCAUGUUAUACUAGGACGCAGAGCGGCCGCCUCUCAGCACACAGACAUGCAAUCACAUGCAAUCGUUGAUCAUGAGAUCGUAUUCGUUUUGCUAGAAAUCUCGACAAAUUAUAGCUAAUGCUUUGUGUAAGUUUUUAGAUGUUAGUCUUGGCCAUGGUCUCUUCAGCUUCCUUCUUCCACUCCUCACGCCAGCGAGUCAGGGGAGGUCUACCAUUGACAACAUCGCCAACAGUCCAGAGCAUUCUCUUCUUGUCUGUCUCCUCCGAUACAUCGUUGUCAGGGCAGAUGACAUAGAAUUCGUCCUUUUCCAUCUUUUGGUACAAGAAGUCUGCGACUUGCUCAGGCGCCCAAGCACCCGCCGGCUUCUCCUUUGCGCCACCACCGCCAGUCUAGAAGAUAUUGUUAGCAACAUAAGAACUCAGCCCCAAAAAGCUGCAUUACGCACCAUGCCAGUAAAUGUCCAACCUGGGACGAGCAAGUGUACACUGGUAUUUGUGCCUUUGAGAUCCCAGCUAAGAUGCUCGGCAAGCGUCUUGACGGCAGACUUGGAUGCAUUGUAGGCGGGGUUGCCGGGCGGGUUCGUGAUUCCUUGCUUGCUACCCGUGAUGACGAUCGAGGUUGGCUUCGACUUGGCCGCCUCCUGGACGACAGGAAGGAAUGUUCCAACGCCAUGGAUAACGCCAAAAACAUUGGUCUCAAGAAUCUAGUUGCCAGCCGUUAGCUCUAGUUUCCAAUAUGUCGGAGCAAUACCCGUUGGUGUCAUACCUUGCGGAAGUAGUCAUCAUCACCCCAAGUUCCUCGGCCGCCGACACCAGCAUUGAGCGCCACGAAUUCUAUAGAGCCAAACUUGGAUACUGCGCUAUCCUUGAGGGCCUUCCAGUCGUCGAUGCUGCUAACAUCUGCAACCGAGGCCACAACGCGGGGCUCAUCGCCUCCCUCAGAAGCGAGCGCUGCACAGGCAGUCUCAAGAGCCUCGGCAUUUCUGUCGACAAUGAUAACAUUCAUUCCCUUGCUGCGGCAUAGCUUGGCGAGUGCGAAGCCAAUACCGGAGGCGGCACCGGUGAUGAGGGCUGUGGAACCGGCGGCGAAGACGGCGGCGGCGGUCAUUGCGUCUGGAUGGACAAAUAUCGGGUAACGCAAGAAUUAAUAGUCUCCGUACUAAGAGGUAACACAGUAGCAAUUAUCCUACUGUAUGCUUCUGUAUACCAAAGAUUUAUGGUGGAAGUUUCAAGAGGUUCGGCUAUAUGUCACCCACCAGAUGAUGAAUGAGGGGCACUGAUGACGUCGGUCACCCAUGCUGGAGCUCAGAGCUCCCACCUUUGUGGAUCGAUGAGCUUCACAAGCCGCACUGAGCGCCACACGGGAGGGUUAGGGGCGCUGUAGAGCGUUUUUACAGGGCUUCUUUGUCCAACAUGGAUCAGCGGUAGGUGCCCUGGAUUCAGCAGCGCCGUGCCCGCUAAAGAAGAGCGCUAGCCUGUGGCCAAUGUCUCUGGUCUCGUCUAGGGAUCUUCGAUCCUGAAUACAGGCACUGGAUUGGGUCGCAAGGGAAAUAUUGAC
This is a messenger RNA of [Torrubiella] hemipterigena, 5963 nucleotides long. The record is from the annotation of a GenBank genome assembly. NCBI's taxonomy places the organism in Eukaryota, Fungi, Ascomycota, Sordariomycetes, Hypocreales, Clavicipitaceae.